UCCAUCGUCACCCAAGUGAGCGCAGCCCACGACCGGCAGCUCCUGUGGGCGUCCAACGAGGCGGCCGUGCUGCGGCUGCAGGCCCUCCUGCGCGGCUUCCUGGCACGGCGGCGAUUCGCGGCCCUGCGGCAGCAGCAGAAGGCAGCUGUGAGGAUCCAGGCUUGCUGGAGGGGCUACCGGCAGCGCAAGGCUUACCUGCAGCGCCUGCGCUUCCUGCGAGCCCACGUGGACGCCGUGAUCAAGAUCCAAGCGGCUGUGAGGAUGUGGAGGGCUUGGAAAAGGUACCAGGAGAGGCUGCGCCACUUCAGGAAGAACCUCGGAGCUGUCAUUAAGAUCCAGGCUUUUGUGAGAGCUAACAAAGCCCGCGGGGACUACAGGAUGCUGGUCCAUGAGCAGAGCCCUCCGCUGGGCGCCGUGCGGCGCUUCGUCCACGUCCUGGAGCAGAGCCAGCACGACUUUGUGGAGGAGGCGGAGGUGCUGCGGCUGCGGGAGGAGGUGGCCAAAAGGAUCCGUGUGAGCCAGCAGCUGGAGGGCGACCUGAGCCUCAUGGACGUCCAGAUCGGGCUGCUGGUCAGGAACCGCGCCACGCUGCAGGAGGUGGUGUCGCAGUGCGGGAAGCUGACCAGGAAGAACAGGGAGCAGCUGUCGGAGCUGAUGUGCCUGGACAAGCAGAAGGGGCUCAAAUCUCUCAGCAAGGAGAAGCGGCAGAAGCUGGAGGCCUACCAGCACCUCUUCUACCUGCUGCAGACGCAGCCCGGGUACCUGGCCAGGCUGCUCUUCCAGGUGCCUCAGAACAAAUCCACCACGUUCCUGCAGCCCGUCAUCUUCACGCUGUUCGGCUACGCUUCCCACCCGCGGGAAGGCUUUCUGCUGCUGCAGCUCUUCAAGGCGGCCCUGCAGGAGGAGAUCAGGUGCAAAGUGGAUCACGUCCACGACAUCCUGACGGGGAACGCCGCCGUCAUCCGCAUGGUGGUCAGCUUCUACCGCAGCGCCCGCGGGCAGAGCGCCCUGAGGCAGAUCCUGGGCCGCCCGGUGCGGGAGGUGCUGCAGGAUGCGACCCUCAGCAUCCGAACCGACCCCGUGGACAUCUACAAGGCGUGGGUCAACCAGGCCGAGUCACAGAGCGGGCAGAGGAG
Messenger RNA from Lagopus leucura (white-tailed ptarmigan), 1136 nucleotides. Its product is annotated as ras GTPase-activating-like protein IQGAP3. Gene Ontology annotation, cellular component: cytoplasm. Gene Ontology annotation, biological process: regulation of GTPase activity; regulation of actin cytoskeleton organization. The record is from RefSeq and is a predicted model, not a curated record. The transcript has 8 exons. Lineage: Eukaryota; Metazoa; Chordata; Aves; Galliformes; Phasianidae. The annotation marks the transcript as partial. Gene Ontology annotation, molecular function: actin filament binding; calmodulin binding; GTPase activator activity.